AUGUGGGACUCGCCCGACCUCUCGGCCACUCGCUGUCCCGCUCUACGAAGCGCGGGCGUGAGGCCGCCCUCUGUGCGGCUGGAUGAGUCUGUCUUUGGAGCUGCGAGGCUCUCUGCACGUUACAGCUGGGCUGCAGCACCGCACGGCGCCGCCUUGGGUCCUGAAGGGGAGCAGCGGCCCGAAGAGGAGCCCUUGGCUCCAGACGGCAGCUCCCCGGACAGGUCCCAGACCAAGGCUGUGGCCCCUGAAGCAAGCCCGGAGCGAAGCUGCUCCCUCCACAGCUGCCCCCUGGAGGACCCUUCCAGUUCUUCAGGACGCCCACAAACAAAUUCCAUCCUCCCGCCUGUGGGUCCAUCCAGCCCCUUGGCCCCUGCCCACUUCAUCUAUCCCCAGGCACCACAGGACUACCAGGGGGGCAGUUCUCUGCUGGGACCGGGGGACCAGACAGCUCUCUGCUCCCAUGGCUCCAGCCUCAGCCCCUCCCCAGCCCCCUCACAGCUUGAUGGGGCCUGGAAGCCACCCCUGCAGCACCAUGUGGUCACCGUCAGGCAGGAACAGGCCUUCCAGAUGCCAAAGAGCUAUUCCCAGCUGAUUGCUGAGUGGCCAGUGGCCAUGCUGCUGCUGUGUCUGGGUGUCAUCCUCCUCUGCACCAUGGCUGGACUGCUGGGGAGCCGGCCUCCUGACUUCUCCGAGCCUCUGCUGGGUUUCGAGCCUCGGGACACGGACAUCGGGCGCAAGCUGGUGGUCUGGAGAACUCUGCAGGUCCUCACGGGCCCCAGAAAGCUGCUUUCCCUGUCCCCAGACCUGGAGCAGAACAGCUCCAGCUCCCAUGGCACCCGGAGCCCAGCACCUGGGGUCGUUGCCCAGGCGAAUGUUGUGCGGUCUCGGAGGAUGGUGGAGCCCCCAGAGGAAAAGCAGGAGGAGAGCUUCUUCUGCGGCCCCCCAGAGAAGAGCUACGCAAAGCUGGUGUUCAUGUCCACCUCGUCGGGCAGCCUGUGGAAUGUGCAUGCCAUUCAUUCCAUGUGUCGGAUGGAACAGGACCAGAUCCGCUCCCACACCCGCUUCGGGGCUCUGUGCCAGAGGACGGCAGCCAAUGAGUGCUGCCCCAGCUGGUCUCUGGGCAACUACGUGGCUGUGCUCUCCAACCGCUCCUCCUGCCUGGACACCACCCACGCUGACACAGCCCGCAUCCUGCUCCUGCUGCGGGCCUGUGCGCUGUACUACCACCGGGGGGCCCUGGUGCCCUCCUGUCUGGGACCCGCGCAUGACAAGUCCCCACACUGUGCCCAGGUUCCCACCAAAUGCACCCAGAGCAGUGCCAUCUACCAACUCCUGCACUUUCUGCUCGAUAGGGACUUUCUGAGCCCCCAGACUGCUGACUACCAGGUGCCCUCUCUCAAGUACAGCCUGCUCUUCCUGCCCACCCAGAAGGGGGCCUCCAUGAUGGACAUCUACCUGGACGGCCUGGUCACCCCCUGGGCGAUUUCUGACAACUACACGUCCAUCACGGGAAUGGACCUGGGCCUUAAGCAGGCGCUGCUGAGGCAUUACUUGGCCCAGGACACGGUGUACCCCGUGCUGUCCCUGGCUGCCAUCUUCUUCGGCAUUGCCCUCUACCUGCGCUCGCUCUUCGUCACGCUCAUGGUGCUGCUCGGGGUGCUGGGCUCCCUGCUGGUGGCCUUCUUUCUUUACCACGUGGCCUUCCGCAUGGCUUACUUCCCCUUCGUCAACCUGGCAGCCGUCAUUCUGCUCAGCGGCGUCUGCGCCAACCACACGCUCAUCUUCUUUGACCUGUGGCGCCUCAGCAAGAACCAGCUGCCCUCUGGGGGGCUGGCGCAGCGCGUGGCCCGCACCAUGCACCACUUUGGCUACCUGCUGCUCGUCUCGGGCCUCACCACCAGCGCGGCCUUCUAUGCCAGCUACCUGAGCCACCUGCCGGCCGUGCGCUGCUUCGCCCUCUACAUGGGCACGGCGGUGCUGGCGCACCUGGCGCUCACGCUGGCCUGGCUGCCCGCCUCCGCCGUGAUCCACGAGCGCUACGUGGCGCGCGGCUGUGCGCCUCAGGGCCCGUGGGGCCGCAGCGCGCCGGGGCGCCUGGUGCUGGCGCUACACCGGCGGCUCCGUGGCCUCCGAAAGGCGGCCGCCAUGGGCUCCCGCCUGCUCUUCCAGCGCCUGCUGCCCUGCGGCGUCAUCAAGUUCCGCUACAUCUGGAUCUGCUGGUUCGCGGCGCUGGCGGCAGGGGGCGCCUACAUCGGCGGCGUCAGCCCGCGCCUGCAGCUGCCCAUCCUGCCGCCCCGCGGCGGCCAGGUCUUCCGGCCCAGUCACCCCUUCGAGCGCUUCGACGCGGAGUACCGCCAGCAGUUCCUGUUUGAGCAGCCUGCUCAGGGCAAAGGAGGCCGCAUGCCCGUGGUUUUGGUGUGGGGCGUCCUGCCCGUAGACACUGGCGACCCCCUGGACCCUCGCAGCAACAGUUCCCUGUUGAGCGACCCCGCCUUCUCAGCCAGUGGCCCCGAGGCCCAGCGCUGGCUGCUGGCGCUCUGCCACAGUGCGCGGAAUCAGAGCUUUUUCGGCCCCCAGCCGGAGGGGGGUCCCACGCUGUGUUUCAUGGAGGCCCUCCAGCGCUGGAUGGAGGGCCCUGGCUGUGCCCGCCUGGGCCCCGACCUCUGCUGCGGGCAGUCGGGCUUCCCCUGGGCCCCCCAGCUUUUCCUGCACUGCCUCAAGAUGAUGGCUCUGGAGCAAGGCCCCAAUGGCACCCGGGACCUAGGGCCCCGCUUUGAUGCCCAGGGCAGCCUAGCUGCCCUGGUGCUGCAGUUCCAGACCAACUUCGAGUACAGUCCAGACUACAGCCAGAUUCACCACUUCUACACCGAGGUCAGCCACUGGCUGGCCACGGAACUGCGCGCGGCGCCCCCUGGCCUCCGUGGCGGGUGGUUCACCAGCCGCCUGGAUCUGUUCAGCCUGCAGCACAGCCUGAGCACUGAGCCUGCGGUGGUGCUGGGCCUGGCUCUGGCGCUGGCCUUCGCCACGAUGCUUCUGGGCACCUGGAACGUUCCGCUCAGUCUGUUCUCCGUGGCUGCCGUGGCUGGCACUGUGCUGCUCACCGUGGGACUCCUGGUUCUCCUCGAGUGGCAGCUCAACACUGCCGAGGCCCUCUUUCUCUCUGCCUCCGUGGGCCUCUCCGUAGACUUCACAGUCAACUACUGCAUCUCUUACCACCUGUGCCCACACCCUGACCGCCUGAGCCGCGUGGCCUUCUCGCUGCGCCAGACCAGCCGCGCCACCGCCGCGGGGACCGCAGCCCUGUUUGCAGCUGGCGUGCUCAUGCUGCCUGCCACGGUGCUGCUCUACCGCAAGCUGGGCAUCAUCCUCAUGAUGGUCAAGUGUGUCAGCUGUGGCUUUGCCAGCUUCUUCUUCCAGUCUCUGUGCUGUUUCUUUGGGCCCGAAAAGAACUGUGGACAGAUCCUCUGGCCCUGUGCCCACCUGCCGUGGGACAUUGGAACCGGCGAUCCUGCCGGGGAAAAGUCAGGCCACCCGCGACCUGGCUCAGUGGGAGGGGGGUCCGGGUCCUGCUCAGACCACUAUGAGCUGCAGCCCCUGGCCCGGCGCCGGAGCCCCAGCUUCGACACCAGCACAGCCACCAGCAAGCUGUCCCACCGGCCCUCAGUCCUCUCUGAGGACCUGCAGCUGCACGAUGGCUCCUGCUGCUCCCGGCUCCCGCCGGCCCCCGCCUCCCCCAGGGAGCUGCUGCUAGACCACCAGGCGGUCUUCAGCCAGUGCCCAGCCCUGCAGACCUCCUCCCCUUACAAGCAAGCUGGCCCUAGCCCCAAAACCCAGGCCAGGCAGGAGCCCCAAGGGCAGAAAGAUGAGCCCCUGCAGGCCUCCCCUGAAGCCCCGCCCCACUCCCCCAAGACCAAGGCCGAAGAGCUUCCUGAUGGCCUCUGCUCAUCAGCCAGCACCCUAGAGGGGCUCAGCGUCUCCGACGAGACCUGCCUAAGCACCUCUGAACCCAGCGCCCGAGUGCCAGAUUCCAUGGGCGCCUCCCCGGAGGACCUGGAUGACACUGGGCAGCCAGUCCCCGAGCGGGGCCAGCUGAAUGGGAAACGGGACACCCUGUGGCUGGCCCUGAGGGAGACGGUGUACGACCCGUCACUGCCCGCCUCCCACCAGAGCAGCUCAUCCUGGAAGGGCCGUGGAGGGCUGGGGGAUGACAGCCCCGUGAUGCUGCCCAAUAGCCAGCCCGAUCUGCCCGAUGUUUGGCUGCGCAGGCCCAGCAGCCACACCUCAGGCUAUAGCAGCUGAGGGGGCCCAGGGAGGCAGCACCGGGGCUCAGAACUCCUGCUGGGGGAGGGUAAGGCAGGGGAGGUCCCACCCCCAAUCCACAUGGGGAGGUCCCACCCCCCAGCUGUGGGUUUUAAACCCUGCCCAACGUUCUGGCCUUGAUCAGGCCGUUACUCACCCUUCUGGUCUGGAGGCCUCAGCGGACACCAGGCUGUCCUUAUGGCCUGCUGGGGACCUCUCUGUCCCCUACAGUGCCAGCCAGGAGCCCUCCUCUGGAAAGGGGAAAAGCCAGAUGGGAGAACCUGGCCCCCAUCCCCAGUGGCCAGAAGACCGUGAAACCGAGGGCCCCUGUCCCCAGGCCCCUGUCAGGUGCCUCACUGACCAGCAUGGCCCCCGGGGUGCCCCGCAGCCUCCUGGGUCUCACCUCCCUCCCUCAUGGGCUAUUGGUCAGGGCACUGCCCUAGGCCAGAACUGGGCGAAGCCCCUGUGCUCAACUUCCCUGCUCUCCUCGCUGUCCCCAGGCUGAGCAGGAAGUCCCCAAGGCCAGGCAGAGUUGCUUGUGGGAGUGAGCAGGAGGAGGAGGGAGAACGGUCAGCCUCGGAGCACCCCAGAAUGGCAUGACAGUCCCUGCGGGAGCAGGCUUGGGUGCUGUCCUAGUAAUAGACAGCAGCAACCCUGUCAGUCCCCGGAACCUCGCUGCCUCACCAGGGGAGCCUGUGGCUGGUCAGCUGCUUCUAUGCCAACUUCAAGGUCAAGACAUGGAAACUAAGGAAGGCUCACUGAUUGACCCCACGCGCUACAGCUGUCCAGUGGCACAGUGCAUUCCUGACUCAGUCCACCUCUCCCUUCUCUCCCCCGGCUACCUGUUUCAGGGAUGUUGUCCUGUGGCUGUCUCGACCCUUCAUGGCUCACACCCUGUCCACUGGCCUCCGCCAGUGUCUCUGAGUAGCCCUCCCUCCCUCCCUCUCCAGAGAGAGCUGGAUUCUGAGCAAACCCAGCUUUCCUGCCCAUCUCCCCGAACUUCCCUCUGAAACGGCUGAGAUGCCUGCCAGCCGUGGGGCGUCCUGGUGGCUCUGAUUCUUUGGCUUGGGGCAGGCCUCUUCCUCCCAGGGGCAGUGCUGCAGGCGAGCAGAACCCAGCUGAGGCAGGAGCUCAGACCUGCCCUCUGUGGGAGUGCGUGAGUCUGAAGCUGCUCCCCAGGUCGUGUGCCCCCCCCACCCCCGCUCCUAAGGACUUGUUUCUCUGCAGGGCAUGCAGCGGGCAGGCUGAAGCUUGGCUCCCCCACCCCUAACAGUGUGACGUGUGACAGCCUGUGACUCUAGGUAGUGUCCACAUGUCGACUGAAUGCCUGCUUUACAUUAUUUGCAUGGUUAUGAGGCGACAGGGCUGUGGAAGGCAAAUCGAACAGCCGCCCUGGAAGAGCUCGCCUGCCAGCGGGGAGGCAGCUCCUGUUCACACGCAGACGUCAGUGAGGGCACUGAGGGUGCCCACGCCUGGCGCCGUCAUUGCUGCCGGAGCUCAGGCUCCCAAGACGAGGUGAUCCGGAAGGCUUUCUGGAGGAGGAGGGACUUGGGCUGGGCUUCAGCAGACCCUGUGCCGGACCAGAAGGGGCCUUAGCAAUCAUGUAAUGCGCAAUUUUCAAGCCUGGAACCUUUAGGACCCUUUCUUCAAAGAACCCUGUGUAGAAACCCAGCACGCAAAACGGAUGCAAAGCAGCUCCUCCGGUGGGCGCCAGGCUGAGGAGUGCAGGAGCAGCGUGGCCUCGGCCUGAACCGCAGCCUCUCGGGGGCCCCGGGGAGCCCUUCAGGCCCCCAGCAGCUCUACAGAAUGUGACAGGAAAACCACUGGCUGUGUCACAGACGGGCAUCAAUCAGGAAAGGGCCAGCCAGGCAGCUGGGGGCAGAGCUGCAGGCACAGGAGAGGUGAUUUUGUUUUACUUCUCUAUUGAGACCUACCUCCCACCCCAAGUCACCCAUGAGAAGUGGAGCAGAAAUCCCAGUGAGACCUGGGAGUUGUGCAAGAGACAGAGGACAGUACCAUCCUCCCUAUACCCACAGGGACCUUGGCUCCAGGACUCCUAACCCCUCCCCACCCGCCCCCAUGGAUACCAAAAUCCCUUAUGUUCAAGUCCCUUAUAGAAGACGGCGUAGUAUUUGCCUAUAGCCUGCACAUAUCCACCUGUACACUUCGUCCUCUCUAGAUUACUUAUAAUACCUGAUGCAAUGUAAAUGCUAUGGAAGUUGUAGUUAUAUUGUAUUGUCUAGGGAAUUGUGGCAAGAAAAAAAAUGUCCCUACUUGUUCAAUACAGACGCAAAUAUUUUUUUCCACUA
Molecule: messenger RNA, 6608 nt
Organism: Oryctolagus cuniculus (rabbit)
Lineage: Eukaryota; Metazoa; Chordata; Mammalia; Lagomorpha; Leporidae
Gene: DISP2
Product: dispatched RND transporter family member 2
Biological process (GO): smoothened signaling pathway
Cellular component (GO): membrane
Molecular function (GO): transmembrane transporter activity
Source: RefSeq, a predicted model, not a curated record